Molecule: messenger RNA, 690 nt
Organism: Penicillium nucicola
Lineage: Eukaryota; Fungi; Ascomycota; Eurotiomycetes; Eurotiales; Aspergillaceae
Exons: 4
Coding region: 1-690 (229 amino acids)
Source: RefSeq, a predicted model, not a curated record
AUGCGUUUUGUUAUCCCUGCCCUUGCCAGCAUUGGCCUUGUCAGCGCUGGUGUCGCUGAGCAUGCUAAGAGAGAUGACAGCUGGGGUGGCAGUGUCUCUCUUGGUCCCUCCAAGUCGACUAUUGUCAACGCUGUCACCACUAUUAUCCCCGGUGCUGCUCCUUCCACUCAAAAUGGAGAGCUUUUCUUGUGGCCUGGUAUGUCCAACGGAACCGGCGACCUCGUCCAGACCACCCUUGAGAGCUGGCCCAGCAACUCCUGGUGCGGAGCCACCACUGGUCAGUGGUGUGUGCGCGCCAGUGUUUUCGGAAGCUUUGGACAGCUUGAUGGUGAUGGCUCCGCUGUCAGCGGCGACGACCACGUCCGUAUCGAGUACAACCUGGAGUCCGAUGGACAAACCUGGAAGCAGACUGUCACUAACGCUGUGACCGGUGCUCUUCUCUCGACCUACUCUCGCGCCUCGGGUCCCUACAUGACCGGAUAUGGUACUGGUACCGAGUGUGAUGAUAGCUGCUCUGGUACUAUUGCUGCUCAGAAGUACCUGAACACUACUAUUACCCUUGCGGGUGCUGAUACCACUUUCGGUAAUACUAUUGCUAAGGCCGGUGGUGCUACUUACUCCGGACUUAGUUCCAGCCAGGGUGGCAAGGUCUGGACCAUUACCCAGAUCGAUAUCCCUGCCAUGGAUUAA